CCCUCCCGGCCCAGCGCUCCUUACAGCCCCCGCCGCUCGCGGCACAGCAGGGCUCAGCGGUGAGUCACGAUUGGCCAGUGAGGAAUGACGGAAUAUAAACUGGUCGUGGUCGGAGCUGGUGGUGUGGGAAAAAGUGCCUUAACUAUCCAGCUGAUUCAGAACCACUUUGUGGAUGAAUAUGAUCCUACAAUUGAGGAUUCCUACAGGAAGCAAGUUGUAAUUGAUGGUGAAACAUGUUUGUUAGACAUUCUGGACACAGCUGGUCAAGAGGAGUAUAGUGCUAUGAGAGAUCAGUACAUGAGAACUGGAGAGGGAUUCCUCUGUGUGUUUGCCAUAAAUAAUAGCAAAUCCUUUGCAGAUAUUCACUUAUACAGGGAACAGAUAAAAAGAGUAAAAGAUUCUGAAGAUGUACCCAUGGUCCUUGUAGGGAACAAAUGUGAUUUACCUGCCCGAACGGUGGACACAAAACAGGCACAGGAACUGGCUAGGAGUUAUGGGAUCCCUUUCAUAGAAACCUCAGCCAAAACGAGGCAGGGUGUUGAAGAUGCAUUUUACACACUGGUACGAGAGAUCCGGCAGUACAGAACGAUAAAACUCAACAGUCAAGAUGAUAGAAACCAAGGCUGCUUGGGACUAAAAUGCAUAAUAAUGUAAUUAGGUUGCUGAGGAUACCUGCUGUACAGUCAUCUAUGAAAUAUGUAAAAAAAAAAGAGCAAAGACAAGAAAACUCAUGAGUCCAAAACGUUCAAUGUGAAACUGCAGAUCUACUUCCUCUGUUUUCCUCUACACAUGCACAGCACGUAGAAUAGGUUUGCUAGGUACAGUUGCACUCCUUACAUUUUUUUUUCAAUGGAUCACACAAAAUAUACUGGAUUUUAUUUUUCUAGCACACUACCCUUAUCGUGCAGAAGUGGCAGAUGAUCAAAUUCUAGCAUAUUCCUCUGAUAAAUCCACAAGUUUCUUUUGUUUAAAAAAAAGUGCCUCUUUUGCAGCGCAAGUUCUAGCUCUAGCCUUAGUUAUAAGACUUGGCUACUCCUGUCUGACUCCAAAUAUGUAACGGAUUUCUUCAUUCCUUUGGUCUUGAGAGCUGAAGAUAUUCCCUGACACCUUCUCUCCUCCAGUAAAGUUUCUCUUUUCUAGUUGACACCUGGCCAGUUCCCUUGUCACAUGUGCACAGACAAAACCUCUCAGGAGGGAUAAUAUUGAAACUAGUGAAAGGUGCUUUUUUGUGAUGUCAGCAAAUCCAAAUCCUGGUGAAAUGUAUCCCCCAAUCACCUAUUAUAGAUUGAUGAGUAUGAAACUUAAUUUUUUUAAUUACAUUUUAAUUUGGAUUUUUGAUUGAAAAUACUGUGGUUGUACUAUGCACACUAUGAAAGGGCUAUUAAUCACUUGAUGAUAAAUUAUUGCAAUGAUCUGAAUUUGAUGAUUAUGGCCAGACUAUUGGUUAUAGUUGGUGCCUGACUUUCUGGACAUUUUAUACCUACUGGUACAAAUCUGUUGUAGGCACUCAAAUAACUAAGUGCCAGGUGAGAUAUUAAAAGUGUAAUAGGCCAUGAGAUUGGCACCAAAUUAACAACUUCUCUCCAAGGCCAUGAAUAGAAAGUGUCACUCUUGAUGGGUGCUCUACACAAACCUGACCUGUGUGCCUUACCUAACUUGGGAGUGCUUUAUCAACUUUUGUAGUUUUCCAACGCAGUCACUUUGCUGAGUGAGCAGCAAUAAGAGUGCAUAUUGUUGUGACUUUUCAAGCUUUCAUAGGUGGCUGUGGGCAACCUUGGAAGAUUUGAUGGCCAAUAUUUACAGCUGAGGAAAGCUUUAAGACCUGAUGUUCUGUAUAUAGAUCUUGCAUUCCCUUUUUGCCUCACUGCUAACUAGAACCAAUUCUUAACCAACAGGUAACAUGUUAGGUUCAGGAUAUAAUUUCUAAACUGGCAUAUAUUGGCUUGUGGUACCAGGGCUUAAAACAACUUUCAGAUCUUGGUUAGGAGAUCUGAUACACUUAACAGUUGUGGUUUUAAAGAUUGUACAGAUUAGGCAAGAUCUUGCAGAACUAUGAGCACAUUAAGCUGACAAGGUGCAUCACAUCUCCACAAGCUGCUGCAAUGCUCUCAUAGCGAUUGACCAGACUGAAGCUGAAAUCUGCAACAAACAUUGGACAAGUGUUUCUAGGAACAUAUUUCAGCACAUUGUGCUGGGGUGAAGAACUCUUGUUCUCUAAUAUUGGAUGAGCAGUUGUGAUCACUGUGCUAUAUUGUACAGUCACCAUCUUAAAAUGAUGAACUUGAGCCUUUUUAAAAAGGGAAAAUGUUAUAAAAUGCCAUGAUCAUUGUUUAUAAUAUGCUUCGACUUCUGUUGUAUGCUAGUGUCAGUGUUACCAAUGCAUGCCUAUAUACUUCAUUAUGGCAGCUGAUGUUCUGAGAUAUCCCUGGAAAGUACUGUAUUGCUGAAGAUGCUGUUGGUGUUAAGUAAACUGCAGUCUUUUUGGCUGCUUCAGACGCCGAUGUUGUAUUGUGCAGGAUUGAGGGCCCACCAGUCCCACAGCACAUGGUUACUCUCGGCAUUAUCUGGUGAUUAUGAUAAAAUAGCAAAAAAAACAACCUUGACUUUCAUCCUCACAGGUAUUGACAACCACUGUAUUUGCCUUCAAAAUUGUCUUGGUUUUAUUACCUAAAAGGUUUAUCUCAGAUGUUGCUUUGCUCAGGUGUGCUAUAUAAUGAUCAUCACAUCUUUACUUUGGUCUUAAUUGUCUUGUUUUCUGUCUCCCCUCCCCCCCCAUCCCAAGUCUUAAUAUAGGGUUUAAAAGAGAAUGUUUGACUUGUUGGUAUCUGCUCUUGUUUUUGAAUGUAAAUACAGUGCCUGUUUGAUACUUUUGAUCUAGCACUGCUACAACUUUCUAAUCUAUGUACAUUAACAUCAUCAUUAGUUCCUAGUGGAUAAAUGUGUAAACUAGUCCCCGUUUAUAAAUAAAUCUCUCCAAGAAACUUCAAAGAAUGGAAGCAGUUUUCCCCAUGGAUCAUCACUUCCAAGCACAAGAGGCAUUGAAGCUGCUGCUGUGUUUCCUACCCUGAGAACUUGUCCAGUUGACUCGAAAGCCAUGAGGAUGGGGUGGAAAUCUCCUUAGCUGUUUGAGUGGGUCUCAGCAGUAAAAGUAGAAAUGAAGCCAUAGAAUUUUGAGGCAGGUGUGUAACUUGCUACAUUACGAGGCUGACUGACCACACUGAACGUUGAAGCUUCCUAAAAUUCCCGCUUUUAUUUGUGAUGGUGUGAUUCAAUUUGCCCCCGGAUAUCCACACAGCUCACAAGCAGCACCUGGUGGUAGAUAAUGACCACGACCACAGUCAAGUGCUGAAUUGUCAGAGCAAUAUUUUGUCCCUCUAACUUGAACCAACAUAAGUGUAUAGCAAAUCUUUAAAGAUAGUAUCAAUUGUGCUAUGUGUAAUAUAACUCCUGGCAUCAGUGAAUCAGACAUUGCCUUUUAAAAUAUGUAGCUUUAUUUGAAAAUUACUCUGAUUUUUUUUGUAAACAUAUUAGAGUGAUGUAAUGGUAUGCAGUGGUGUGGCUGAUUGUAUUUAAUGUUGUGUUUCCAGUCUUGUUUAGUGGUCCAAGUCAAUCAAUCUCUGCAAAAAUUACCUUUUCUUUUAUGUAAUUAAAAUAUUAGUAUAUGUACA
Molecule: messenger RNA, 3668 nt
Organism: Callorhinchus milii (elephant shark)
Lineage: Eukaryota; Metazoa; Chordata; Chondrichthyes; Chimaeriformes; Callorhinchidae
Gene: nras
Product: NRAS proto-oncogene, GTPase
Exons: 6
Coding region: 85-654 (189 amino acids)
Biological process (GO): Ras protein signal transduction
Cellular component (GO): plasma membrane
Molecular function (GO): GTPase activity; GDP binding; GTP binding
Source: RefSeq, a predicted model, not a curated record